Molecule: messenger RNA, 4086 nt
Organism: Trichoderma breve
Lineage: Eukaryota; Fungi; Ascomycota; Sordariomycetes; Hypocreales; Hypocreaceae
Product: ABC-2 type transporter domain-containing protein
Exons: 2
Coding region: 1-4086 (1361 amino acids)
Cellular component (GO): membrane
Molecular function (GO): ABC-type transporter activity; ATP binding; ATP hydrolysis activity
Source: RefSeq, a predicted model, not a curated record
AUGGCUCUAACAGCUGGCGAGAGCAAGGAGGAAGCUCUUGGACACAUUGCCGCGAUAGAUGUUGAAAAGGCCGAGAUUGGAAGCACAACUGAUACAUCGCUCGAUGUGCCCGUCAGCCACAUCAAGCUCGACAGGAACCGCUUUUCCAUCGCCGGCGCAGCGAAUUUAUCUCUCGACGAUGUCGAGGCCGUUGAUGUUCAGAUCCGGGGACUGGCCAUCUCCGUAGAUACGGCGCCUUCAUGGCUUGAUCCUGGUACAUAUCCCGAUUUAUUCUCCGCUGGAUUCAAGACUGCGCCUCGCAUUAAGACUUUGCUGCAUUCCGUCGAUGCGGACCUCAAGCCUGGGACUCUUACGGCCAUCAUCGGAGGCAGUGGUUCAGGAAAGACCACCCUGCUCAACAAUCUCGCGGAAAGGGUUGUCAGCUCGAGAUUGAGCCAACAAGGCCUGGCGGUAUUCAACGGGCAGCUCGGUGUGAACAGCGUAAGGCAUGCCUAUGUUAUGCAGCAGGAUAUCCUGCUGCCGACUUUGACGGUUCGAGAGACUUUAAGAUACUCGGCUGAUCUCCGACUGCCGUCGUCUACCAGCGCCGAAGACCGCGAGAGGAUCGUCGAGGAGGUUAUUCGCGAACUAGGCCUUAAAGAAUGCGCCAACACACGCAUAGGAAAUAGCCAGCACCGCGGUUGCUCUGGAGGCGAAAAGAGGCGUGUGAGCAUCGGAGUCCAGCUUUUGUCGAACCCAUCCGUGUUGUUUCUCGACGAACCCACCACCGGUCUGGAUGCAACAAGCGCCUUCCAACUCAUCAGGACCUUAAAAGCCUUAGCCCAGAAAGGCAGAAACAUCAUCACGACAAUCCACCAACCUCGAUCUGAAAUUUGGGACCUCUUCGACAACCUCAUCAUUCUAUCCAAGGGAAGCCCUGUCUUCUCUGGCCCCGUCUCCGAAUGUCUCCCCUGGUUCAAGGAUCUAGGCCAUCAGCUGCCUCCGUUUGUGAACCCAGCAGAAUUCGUUAUUGACAUUGCUGCCGUGGACAACCGUACCCCAGAACUAGAGGCAGAAACUUCCACUCGUCUCGAGAGCCUGAAAGCAGCAUGGAGGGUAGAGAGCGAAAGCCGCUUCCCGGCACUACAGGGCAUCGCCGAGAUGAGGCGAAACAAGCACUCAAAGGCAACGACCCAUGCCGGAUUCCUCCGCCAGGUACGCAUCUUGACAGAUCGUACCCUAAAGGUCACAUACCGAGAUCCCCUUGGCAUGACGGCGUCUAUUCUAGAAGCCAUCAUCAUGGGACUCGUGAUAGGCUACCUGUUCUACAAUGUCGGUCGCGAUCAGGCUGGCAUUAGAUCUAGAGAGGGUCUCUUGUACAUAUGCGUUGGCCUUCAGGGCUACUUGAUCCUGAUGUUUGAAACAUACCGCCUGACUAUUGAUAUGCCGACAUUUGAUCGUGAGUCUUCAGAGCACUGCGUCGAUGCCGUGCCAUACAUCUUAUCACGACGCCUGGCACGACUCGUUACGGAGGAUUUCCCUGUCCCUUUUCUUUUUUCUCUCAUUCUAUACUUCAUGGCUGGAUUUGAUCACAAUGCUUCCAAGUUCUUCACGUUCUUCAGUAUCAGCUUUGUCAACCAUUUUGCUUGCAUCAUGUGCGCAUUUACGUGUGUCGUGACAGUCAGACACUUCCCGGGUGCUAGUCUGAUUGCCAAUUUCGCUUUUACGCUGCAGAGCAUAGCGUGUGGUAUAUUCAUCCAAGUUGAUACUAUCCCAGUCUAUGUUCGAUGGCUGAAGUGGGUGACUUGGUCGUUUUACACCUUUGGAGCGUAUUGUGGAAAUGAGUUCCAAGGCAGCUUCUACGACUGUCCCGAGCCGGGUGGGCCAUCUAAUCCCGCAUGCCUUCAGUAUACAGGAGACUACAUCAUGUCCUCACUCGGAUUCCCCAGAAAUUGGAUUGCUCGCCCGAUUGUCUGCCUUGCGGCGUUUGUCAUCUUCUUCUUCAUCCUAUCGGCGAUUGGGUUGCACUAUAUCAAGGUCGAAAUGACUAUCGCUCGGCCAAGAGUCUCAGACACGGAUCUGUCAGCCGGAAAGGAAAAGAUGACUGCAAGGUCCAUUGCAGAGGUUCGCACCAUCGAUGUUGAGCUGGAGAAUUUCUCUCUCGAUCUUGAUAAAAGAGCUGCCAAUGGUAAAAAGCUGCCUCGAAAAACUAUUGUUAAGCCAAUUAAUGUGACUUUCCAGGCCGGUACCUUGAAUAUCAUCAUGGGUCCAUCUGGAAGCGGUAAAACAUCCCUUCUCAACUCAAUGGCGCUCCGGCUCCGCAACUCAAUAAGCACUCACUAUCGUCCAUCCGGCAAAAUGUCUUUUAACGGAGCAGUCCCGUCUUCGUCAGUUGUUCGAUCUGUCUGUUCCUAUGUCUGCCAGGAUGACGACGCUCUGUUACCCUCGUUGACUGUUCGCGAGACGUUGAGGUUUUCUGCCGCACUACGACUGCCCUCGUUUAUGAGCAAGGAAGAAAAGUAUCGUCGCGCCGAGGAGAUUCUCAUGAAAAUGGGAUUGAAGGAUUGCGCAGACAACUUGAUUGGUAACGAUUUAGUCAAGGGCAUCUCAGGAGGAGAAAAGCGGCGAGUGUCCAUCGCUGUGCAGAUCCUUACAGAUCCUCGCAUCCUUCUCCUGGAUGAGCCAACAUCUGGACUAGACGCCUUCACCGCGAACUCGAUCAUGGAAGUUCUUCAAGGACUUGCUCAAGAAGGAAGAACGUUAAUUCUUACCAUCCAUCAGCCUCGAUCAGACUUGUUCAAACACUUUGGCAAUGUUCUACUUCUUGCUCGCGGAGGUGCCCCGGCCUAUGCCGGUCGCGCCAAGGAUAUGCUCAAUUAUUUCAACAGACAGGGAUACCAAUGUCCACAACAUUCGAACCCGGCGGACUUUGCCUUGGAUAUGAUUACUGUUGACCUGCAACGAGAUGAUAGGGAAGCUGAGAGUAGAAAUAGGGUUGAAAAGCUCAUCGAGGAGUGGAAAGGAUGUUCGUCUGGAGGAGACAAGGAGCAGCAAUGGAAGAAGGAGGAAGGGUCAAGGCUUCCAGAGAUAACUGAAACUGACGAACUGGACGAAAAGCAAUCAUUUGAUGAUGGAGAUAUAGCAGUGGUGAACGACGACGGCGAGCCUAAGAUUCAGCCUGCCACCUCUCACAAGUCCUUCAACAAAGCCAAUCUUUCAACGCCAGCAGAACUAGGCGCUCUUGUCCAUAAGCGUGCUUCCCUCGCUACCGCAGUGCCUCUGCUUUUGCAUCGCGCCGUCAUCAACACGCGCAGGCAGCCUCAGCUCAUCAUGGCUCGCACAAUGCAAGUCGUAGGACUGGCCAUCAUCUUUGCCCUCUUCUUCGCACCACUGCAUCACGACUACUACGCGGUGCAGAAUUGGAUGGGCUUCAUACAGGAGGUCGGAGCCUUUUACUUUGUCGGUAUGCUGCAAAACGUGGCCAUCUAUCCCACCGAGCGAGACGUCUUUUACCGAGAGGAUGACGAUGGAGUAUACAGCGUGGAUGCAUUUCUGCUUUCCUACACAAUCCUCGAGGUCCCCUUUGAGAUUCUCAGCUGCCUUCUUUUCGGCAUCUUGAUGUGUCUCGCCGUCGGCCUUCCGAGGACGGCAACCAUGUACUUUGUCUCCGUCUUUGGCUGCUUCGGGAUAGUCUCCUGUGGCGAGAGUCUUGGAAUCAUGUUCAACACCAUCGUCAACCAUACCGGCUUCGCUGUCAACAUCAUGGGCAUGUUCCUCUCCAUUGCCACCGCCAUGGCCGGUGUGCUGUCCAUCAACGCCCCGAAGGCUUUCAAGGCGCUCAACUACCUCUCACCCAUCCGCUACGCAUCACGUUCAAUCGCCCCCUAUGCCUUGCGGGAUGAAACCUUCUACUGCAAGCCAGGGCAGCAGCUUGCAAAUGGUACAUGUCCAAUUACGACGGGCAAGCAGGUCCUCCGGCUGUAUGAUUUCGAUGACAAUCCGGUGGUGAAUGUAGCGGCUUUGGCUGGGUGCUUGGUUGUAUACCGACUGUUGGCUUGGCUCUUGUUGAGACUGGCGAGGACAAGAUGGGGCGGAUCAAAGAAGUAG